This is a messenger RNA of Brugia malayi, 1500 nucleotides long. RefSeq lists its product as uncharacterized. The record is from RefSeq and is a predicted model, not a curated record. Gene Ontology annotation, biological process: G protein-coupled receptor signaling pathway. The coding region runs from base 1 to 1500 and encodes 499 amino acids. Lineage: Eukaryota; Metazoa; Nematoda; Chromadorea; Rhabditida; Onchocercidae. Gene Ontology annotation, molecular function: G protein-coupled receptor activity. The transcript has 13 exons. Gene Ontology annotation, cellular component: membrane.
AUGAUUUUCGGAUCGGAUUCAAAUGAUACCAAAUGUAUUUGUUCCGAUUUGCAGCACAGUGAUUACUCGCCGGCAUAUGAAUGGUUUAACUAUAUAGCAGUCAUUAUUUUGUUACCAUCAAUUUCGGCUUUUGGUGUUCUAUCAAAUAUUGUCAAUAUUUUUGUUUAUUCUCGAGAAAGGAUGCGCAGUUCAUCCAACACCUAUUUGUUAUUUCUUUCUUCCAGUGAUUUUUUAGUUGUUAUAACGGGUCUUUUUAUUUUCUGGAUCGAUUCCGCUAGGACUUAUAUUCCGGAAUUAUCGCGUGCACCUUAUACAACUGUCUAUGCAUUACCCUUCGGAUACAUGGCACAAACCUGCAGCGUAUAUUUCACUGUUGCAGCUGCUGUCGAUUGUUAUAUCAACGUAUGUUGGAAAACAGUAAGUGCAAGCUAUUGUACAAUUCGACGUGCUUGUGAAAUAAACACGUGUAUAACUGUGUGCUCCAUCAUCUAUAACUCAUUACGUUUCCCACAGUUCAACUUGAGGAAAUGCUUGCAUGGUAGUUCAAAGGAAAUAAUAGUCGAAAUUUGUCCGACCUCUUUAUUCUUUGCAAUCAAUACGAUAUAUAAUGUAUAUAUGUACAUGGUGCUGAUGACUUUACUUCCUUUUCUAUUUCUAUCCAUUUUAAAUGCUAUCAUUGUUGUACAACAAUCCUCCAUAUCGCGAUCAAAUUCAAUGGGUUUUGUCAAAGACAAUGCUUCCCGAAUUGCUAUGACAGCUUCUUUGGGUCAUAUAACGGAUACAAUGCUUCAACCGACCGAUCGCAAUGGAGCAAUCGGAUCCGAUGAUAGUGUAACAAUGGUUAUGGUGGUUAUUUUAUUCUUAUGCUGCAAUAUUUUGGCACUUAUAGUGAAUGUUAUUGAAACAUUUUUUGAGCCAAGCACUUUGUUGCUCAAUUUUCUCACCGACACUAGCAAUUUCCUAGUAGUUUUGAAUUCAUCUAUCAAUUGUCUCAUUUAUUACACUUUCAACAAAGAAUACAAGGAAGUUUUCUUAAUAAAAGUGCAAACAGUUAAACGACAACUGAUUAACAAAUACUUGAAGACUAGCGCUGAUCGAACACAAAACACAUCACCCAAUUCCACUCCUGUCAUUGCACAAUUUUUUAAAAAAAAUUCACCAAGACAAAAAAUGAUGACGUGCGGUUCACCGGUGUGGAAACCAAUGUAUCGUCAAAUCAGAAAUUAUAAUUCUUUUCCCAUAACAAACGACAAUUCAAAUAUUCCAGGUGUAAAUAAUACGGGCUGUUUGGAAAUUCUGUUGGACAAUGACGCGGAAAAUGUCAAAUCGGAAAGCGCUUGGACGAAUACUACUAGCAUUAAAGAUGAUACUGUAACAAAACGUUGGGUAGCUGAGAUACAAAUUGAGCGUAGGAAUGAAUCGGACACUUUACAUCCACGCAUUUAUGUUUUACCUUUGCGAAAAUAUAUAGUCAGAAAUGUUAGUAUUACAACUUUGUAA